GCAUUUUCAAUUUUCUCGCGUUUUCCCUUCUCAAUUUCAUCACUCUCAUCAUUCUCAUUCUAAUUUGAACGUUCGGGUCGUGAUUCUUUGCUCGGCACACGUUGUGCCGAGGCAAGUUGAUAUAAAUGUAGCUUAGCGGCAAGCUUUUCAGUCUUCGGCGAUCCUCUGAUAAGAUUUAGGUGAUAAGCUUUGAAAUUUCUCUCGUGUAAUAGCUGUGAUAGGAUGAGAAGGAUGAGGAUGAGUGAGAGGGAGAGGGAGAGGGAGUAGGAAGGGAGGAAAAGAUGGAAAAAUUGAUUACAGGGCUGGAAGAAGCCAGCGAGUACGGCGCGAGGAGAUCGCGGGGCCCUCCUCUGAAAAAAGGGGCUCCGCGCGAGAAGGGGCACGCAAACGUACCCCUGGACCCGUCGUGGUGUUGUCCGCCGGGGGUGGCGGUGGUGGUGGGGGCGGAGGUGGGUGCAGACGCCGUGACUUGGAACGACGCGGAGGUGGCGGUCGGGGAGCUCCCUGUCUUGCCACCAUCAGCUCCUCUGUCGCGGGGAGUGCAGGGGGUUGUGGCCCUGUGGUGGGGCUACCCUCCUAUAAAAAGCGUCAAGGACACGAACGUGUCUCUGGCCUGCGAUUUACCCAAAAAUAACGCUUCUAACGUCAAGACACGUUCCGCGUCGGGUCAACGCGUUAAUCAGCCGUUAAUGUUUAGGCAGUUUAGAGUAACGAUCCGUACUGUUGGAGAGGCGAUGAGGUUUAAACGUAACUCGAUGUGUAAUGUCGAAGGUACCGGUACCGGCUGGGGUCGAGGUAGCCGGGGCCGUGGCAGAGGUCGCGGGGGCGGCGUCAGCCUUCUCGGUUCAGGCGUCGCCCCCGCGAAUUACUCCUCAGCACUGCAGGGCGUAGCACCUGACCUACGAGAAGUAGUGAACAUUCUUGGCGAGAGGAACCAGGUUGGCACACUGACAGGCGUGGGACCACCACCGGGAGCCUUGGACAGCGAUGGCCAAGGGGACGAAGAGGAAGGCACCUCGACGAAAAGACCACCGCGACCCCUCUACAGAAGGCUGAUCAAUUACGUUCGACAAGCGUGGACCGGCGUGAAAUUCGCUUUAGACUCGGAGUACGAAGAGGAGCAGACCCCGAGGUACAGACCCGACUCUUUGGCGAGUCUUUGUCGAGCCACGAGAUUCACCGAGGCAGAGCUGAAGAGAAUAUAUCGCGGUUUCAAGGCAGAAUGUCCCACGGGAGUCGUCAGGGAGGAAACUUUCAAGUGCAUCUACUCACAGUUCUUUCCGCAAGGAGGACUUCGUUACUGGUCUCAGCAUACUGUCACGUGGUUCCAUCGAUGAGAAACUCCGCUGGACAUUUUCCCUUUACGACAUCAAUGGCGAUGGUUGCAUCACCAGGGAGGAAAUGACGGACAUCGUGACGGCUGUGUACGAGCUGAUGGGGAAAUUUGCUGAUCCGAAUUUAGACCACGAAGGCGUACGAGAGAAAGUAGAUCGAAUAUUUCAGAAGAUGGACGGGAACAAAGACGGAGUGGUGACGCUGUCUGAAUUUUUAGAAGCGUGUCGCGCCGAUCCUGAUAUUUCGACGAGCAUGGCAGCUUUAGACACGGCCUUCUGACACUCGGCGCGGCCACGAUACUUGCCAUGGACCUGAAGAGAUUCUGUCGAUUUGGGAAUAUAUCGCUCAACGUUGUACCUUACCUCCUGGACCAGGGGAAUGAGUUUCCUCAAGGUGUAUUACUAGAUGAUAGACUAGCGUCUACGUGUGCGAAUUUCCAGAGUCGAGGGGCGUCUCGAGGGAAAACGAUGUAGAUUUUUCCCCUGUAACUUGUUGAAACACGGUUAAGAGCAUAACGGUUAGUCGCGUUAAAGGAUCCGAAUCGCGGAACAAUGCUUCUGCACGUGCGUUUUGGGUGUGUAUCCACGUCACACAGACGACACGCUCUAAGAUCCAAGAAACCUGUGGUCCUAACAACGCACUAGAGAUUGUACUUUCGAGAUUCGUAGUCCUAGUUAUUCAGUAUGCGUAUCGCUAGGUAAGAGAGCAGAUUAGAUGAGAGGUCGUUAAGCAAAGAAUAAGAAAAAAAAAAAAA
Heterotrigona itama is the source of this 2089-nucleotide messenger RNA. NCBI's taxonomy places the organism in Eukaryota, Metazoa, Arthropoda, Insecta, Hymenoptera, Apidae. The record is from the annotation of a GenBank genome assembly.